Molecule: messenger RNA, 372 nt
Organism: Ilex paraguariensis (yerba mate)
Lineage: Eukaryota; Viridiplantae; Streptophyta; Magnoliopsida; Aquifoliales; Aquifoliaceae
Source: the annotation of a GenBank genome assembly
AUGGGUGGAGGUAACAAGAAAAGGUUCAACAAACCAAAGAAUCGUGGAAGGCCACCAAACUCUUCCUUAAGUCGAGAUGAUAGCUUUGUCAUCGGCGGCUUCUUAUCAGAUUGGUCUGUUGUCGAUUCUCCUCCUUCCAGAGGAAGGAAUGCUAAUAAUGGAAAAGGAAAUGGGAAUGAAAAUGGAAAUUCUAGGUCUGCAUCGAGAUGUGGGAAUUCAAAAGGUUCUGGAUCCAAAACCGAAGCGCAGAAAACUAGGGGAAAUACUAUUGGUUACGUGUACCCACACCUAGUUGUUGAUUUUCAGAAGAAGUUGAUCUAUGAGCUAUGUUUGAGGUUGGGAAAAGCUUUCUUGAUUGUUGGGACUGAUUGA